Spinacia oleracea (spinach) is the source of this 2818-nucleotide messenger RNA. Its product is annotated as cation/calcium exchanger 4. The record is from RefSeq and is a predicted model, not a curated record. The transcript has a single exon. Bases 498 to 2456 code for a protein of 652 amino acids. Gene Ontology annotation, cellular component: membrane. Gene Ontology annotation, biological process: transmembrane transport; monoatomic cation transport. NCBI's taxonomy places the organism in Eukaryota, Viridiplantae, Streptophyta, Magnoliopsida, Caryophyllales, Amaranthaceae. Gene Ontology annotation, molecular function: monoatomic cation transmembrane transporter activity.
AGUAAAUGGAGAUUUCAUGAUCCAUUUUUCACGAUCCAUUCUUGAUAAGCCCACACUAACAUUUCAAUUUUCACCUUCACGUUUUCCACGUUACUGCUGUUCCAGCUUCUCUCUCAUACAGAGUACAUCCUACCAACAACAAAAAAGAAGACGCAGACUUUCGAGGAAAUUUCCCAGACUAUAGAUUUCGAAAAAUCCAAUUUUUCCUAAAACCCAUUCACAAUUUAAAGACAGAGAUUUCCCGAACAUACAACGAUUUUAUUUCAAGAUAUUCGACGUCCCAGAAUUUCAAUUUGUAAUCAUCGGGUAAGACAACACAACUCCUUCAAGUUGAUUUUUGCGUUCUUCAUUUAUACAAAGAACUUGUAUAAUUUGACAUUGUCAAUUGAAUUCAUUUCCAGUCAUUAGAAACACUAGGGUUUCAAUUUCCCCCCAAAUUGAAUUGAAACCCUAGACUACUUCAAUUUUGUUCGAUGUAAUUAGCGCGAGCUCAAUAAAUGGAGCAAUUGGGUAUUUUUAAUCCUAGGAGAAAACCCCAAUUUCGUGGGAUUUUCAAUGGAUUAUGUGCAGUGAUCCUAUUUUUCUUUUUCUUCAAUAGAGAAGAUGUUCUCAGAAAUCCUUUACUUAGGCAAUCUUCUGUGACUGAUAAUCGGUGGCCUGUUCGUCUUAAUUCCGGUGAUGGGUCGGUCCAAGUGGAAAUAAUCCGGCGUAAGACAGCUGAAAUUAGGGAUAAUUCAACAAAUACUGGUAAUGGGUCUAUUUCAGAUAAUGCUUUAAGUGGAGAGAAUGCUGUGUUUUGUGUUGGGUUAAGGGAUCAUGUAGGUUUUGAUUCCCAGUGUGAGUAUCUAAAGGCGCAUUCAGAGUGUUCAACUAGCGGGUUCUUUGAUUACUUACAGUUUUUUUACUGUGAUUGCCGAAGACUUGGGGUUUUAGGGUACGCAAUUUUAGGGGUUUGGCUCGCGGCAUUGUUUUACCUUCUAGGUAAUACUGCGGCCGAUUACUUCUGUUGUUCCCUGGAAAAGCUUUCGAGUAUAUUGAAACUGCCACCUACUGUGGCAGGGGUCACUCUCCUUCCCCUUGGGAAUGGAGCUCCUGAUGUAUUUGCUAGCAUUGCUGCUUUUGUAGGUACUGGUGCUGGUGAGGUUGGCUUGAACAGUGUGUUGGGAGGUGCAGUUUUUGUUACUUGUGUUGUUGUUGGUACUGUUUCUCUCUUGGUGGCUAAUAAGCGGGUUCAGAUUGAUCGGAGAUGUUUUAUUAGGGAUCUUAGCUUCUUUCUGGUGACCAUCUUGUCACUCUUGUUGAUUUUGUUUGUUGGAAGGAUAACUGUUGGGGCAGCCAUUUGUUUUUUGAUGAUAUAUGUUCUCUAUGCAUUUGUUGUUGCUGCAAAUGAGUUGUUGAGAAAGGAAGCACAUAGACUUAAAUUUGAUGCUGUAACUCCAUUGCUUCCUGUGAAUGGGAGUGCCUUCUCUCUAGGAGGUUCAGAGGAUGAUGCUAUAUACAGUCCCCUGCUUGACUUUGAGAGCGAGACUGAUGCUCCCAAUCUUCAUCCUUCCUUGCCACAAUGGAUGUGGGCUUCAAAUGUUGCGAUCUACUCACAUCAGUCUCUCAGAUCAGAUAAUGAAAGGUCCCCUUGGGGAUGGAACGACGAACGUGGUGGGGAAUCUGAGAACUCUUCUUUUUCUUGCCCUAAAUUUUUCUCUCUUUUGGAGCUUCCUUUGUCUCUUCCUAGACGAUUAACGAUUCCAAUGGUGGAGGAGAAAAGUUGGUCAAAGCCAUAUGCUGUUGCCAGUGCCACAUUGGCUCCUAUUCUCAUUUUGUUUUUAUGGAGCUAUGUUGAUGUUCCUAGUUCUGUUGGCAAAGAUCUUGCCUACGUUAUUGGAUUGGCAGCUAGUUGCAUACUUGGAGUUCUCGCAUACUAUUACACCACACCAGAUCAUCCACCACAGAGAUUGUUAUUACCGUGGGUUCUUGGAGGUUUCUUUAUGAGUAUUGUGUGGUUCUACAUGAUUGCAAGUGAACUCGUGGGUCUUUUGGUGGCACUAGGCAUUAUUUUGGGAAUCAACCCGUCAAUUCUUGGAUUGACUGUUUUAGCAUGGGGGAACUCUAUGGGAGAUCUGGUCUCAAAUAUUGCUUUGGCAUUGAAUGGUGGGGAUGGUGUUCAGAUUGCCUUGUCAGGGUGCUAUGCUGGUCCCAUGUUUAACACACUGAUCGGGCUUGGGAUUUCAUUGCUACUAGGCGCCUGGUCAGCUAGCCCUAUAUCAUAUAUAGUUCCCAAAGACAGUAGCUUGUUCUACACAAUUGGCUUUCUUUUAACCGGGCUUAUCUGGGCUAUUGUUAUCUUACUCAAGAAAGACAUGCGUCCUAGUAAAGUGUUGGGGAUUGGUCUUAUAUCUUUGUACCUGAUUUUCCUGUCUUUUAGGAUUGUCAGUGCGAUGAGCGUGGGUGGUUUACAGUAAGAAACAGAACACAUAUUCAUGCCUUGUUGCUGCCGUGCUGGGAAUCAGAGAAGCCAAUGAGAUGUCUGAUCUGCUUUGACGUAUUCACACUAUCUUGUAGGUAUGAGCUUCUGGACUCUUGAGCUGAAAUAGCAGCAAAUUAUUCUUGUAAAUGACAGUCCUGUUGUUGUACUUAGUGUCCGCAUGUAUCCAUACAACCAUACAUACUUAGAAAGAUAGCUCUGUCUUGAUUGAUUAUGGGGAAAAUUUUCCACGGAUAUGAUCUCUAUUUACUCUUUGUAAAACUUCUCACAAUUACUUGACUGUUCUGUCAAGUGAAUUGGAAUUCAAUAAUGGAAAAUAAAACCCAUUCUUUUCUGUAA